Striga asiatica is the source of this 1008-nucleotide messenger RNA. The record is from the annotation of a GenBank genome assembly. Lineage: Eukaryota; Viridiplantae; Streptophyta; Magnoliopsida; Lamiales; Orobanchaceae.
AUGUAUCGCGUUCCCUAUCAGCUCCUGGAGCUGAACAUUAUCUCUGCCCAGGACCUCACCCCUCUCUCCAAGAACCUCCGCACGUAUGCGGUGACGUGGAUCAACCCGACCCGAAAGAUAAAAACCAGGACCGAUGAGACGGGUCGGGCCAACCCGACCUGGAACGAGAGGUUGGUGUUCCGGGUCAACAAUCGGACCCUAAAUUCGGAGACAUCGUCCAUGAUAAUCGAGAUCUACGCGCAGGGAUGGCUUCGUGAUACGGUGGUGGGGUCUGUGACGGUGCUUCUCAGCAACCUGGUGCCGCCGUCGGUGAGAACGAGCUGCCGGCGGUUUGUAGCUCUCCAAAUCAGAAGGCCUUCGGGCCGACCGCAGGGGAUCCUCAAUAUGGGGGUCUCGCUUCUCGACAAUACAAUGCGGAGCAUGCCGCUCGAUUAUCUGUUGAUCACAACGAAUAAUUUGGAUGGGAAGAAGAAGAUCGGGUUACACAGAUCUCAGACGGAAUUAACUAGAAAACCGGGCGGCGAAAAGAAGCCCAGGGCUGAUUUGGUUUGCGAUGGCUCAUUACCGUACAAUCAAGGCACACUGCCCAACGCUCUCAACGGCGGCUCCAUGGUGAAUGGAUCCGUUUGCAAUUCGGACGUGGGGCCGUCCCCAUCGGUGGUGGCGGCAGCUGUGGCGUGGGGACUCUACCCUACGCACCUCGGGCCGCCUCCAAAGCCCGGAAGCUCGGUGCUGGAGGAUUGGGCAGUGGAGGAAAGGAGCACCGAGGGUGGUUUGAAAUCAGAGAUUGAGAGGUGGAAGAUAGAGAUCCCGCAGGCGCACGAUCCGCGGAUCGACGGCGGCAGGAGGAGGGGAACAGCCGCCGGCGGUCGAUUGUGCACCUGCUUUGGGAACGCCUACGGUUGUGAGUUAACAAUAGUGUGCGGUGCGAAUAAUAAUCGCCGGAGGAAAAAUCGGCAUAGGCGUCAACAACACACGAGCAGCAAGGCUAGCGUGGCACAAGUGUAG